This is a messenger RNA of Zea mays, 1451 nucleotides long. Its product is annotated as phospholipase A1-II 7. Gene Ontology annotation, molecular function: glycerophospholipid phospholipase A1 activity. Lineage: Eukaryota; Viridiplantae; Streptophyta; Magnoliopsida; Poales; Poaceae. Bases 1 to 1308 code for a protein of 435 amino acids. The record is from RefSeq and is a predicted model, not a curated record. The transcript is spliced from 3 exons. Gene Ontology annotation, biological process: lipid metabolic process.
AUGUUGUUACUGGUUGCCUUCUUUACGCAUUUCCUGGUUUCAUCGCUGAGCAGUGCGGAGGCGGGGCCCCCGUCGUCGUCGGCAACGGCCACCAGGUGGCGCGAGCUGCAGGGCAACAACUCGUGGAACGGCCUCCUGGACCCGCUGGACAUGGACCUCCGCAGGUCCAUCAUCUCCUACGGCGAGCUGGUGCAGGCCACCUACGACGGCUUCAACCGAGAGCGGCGGUCGCCGCACGCCGGCGCGUGCCUGUACGGCCGCGCCGACCUGCUGCCCGGCGUGGGCGUGGCCGCCGCGGGCCGCUACGCCGUCACCAGGUUCGUCUACGCCACGUCGGCGCUGCCCGUGCCGGGGUCGGACUUCCCGCUCCUGCCGCUGCCGGAGACCAGGGAGGCGUGGAGCAGGGAGUCCAACUGGAUCGGGUACGUCGCGGUGGCCACCGACGAGGGCGCGGCCGAGCUCGGGAGGCGCGACGUCGUCGUGGCGUGGCGCGGCACCGUGAAGGACCUGGAGUGGGCCAACGACUUCACCUUCACGCCGGUGUCGGCCGUGCCCGUGCUGGGCUCCGCCGCCGCCGCCAACCCCUUGGCCGUGGUGCACCAGGGCUUCCUCUCCGUGUAUCAACUGUCAAGCUUAACUCUAACCACGUCCUGCAACGCCGACUCCAGGUUCAACAAGGCCAGCGCCAGAGACCAGGUUCUCGAGGAGGUGAGGAGGCUGAUGGAGUUGUACAAGGGCGAAGCGACGAGCAUCACCGUCGUCGGCCACAGCCUCGGCGCUGCGCUCGCCACGCUGAACGCCGUUGACAUCGCCGCCAACGGCCUGAACGAAGGCUCCGGCUCCUCCCAGCAGCUGCCGUGCCCGGUGACGGCGAUCCUGUUCGCCUGCCCGCACGUCGGGGACCGUUUCUUCCGGGCCGCCUUCGUCGGGUCCUUUCGGGACCUGAGGGCCCUCCACGUGAGGAACGCCGGCGACGUCGUGCCUUUGGUCCCGCCGCUCGCGUACGUGGACGUGGCCGUGGCGGUGCUGCCGAUCGACACGAGCCGGUCGCCGUACCUGCGGUCGCCGGGCCCGGCGGGGACGCUCCACAACCUCGAGUGCUACCUGCACGGCGUGGCCGGCAAGCAGAGCAGCGCCGCCGGAGGGUUCAGGCUGGAGGUGGACCGCGACGUGGCGCUGGUGAACAAGGGCGCCGACGCGCUCAGGGACGAGUACCCGGUGCCGGCGAACUGGUGGGUGCCAGAGAACAGGUGGAUGGUCAGGGGCUCCGAGGGCCACUGGAUGCUCAAGGACUUCGAGGAAAUCUAAAUCGUAUACAUGCAUGCCAAGCUUAACUUGAGAAAAUGGGCAUAUAUUCAACACCGAUGACAUUUUAUUUCCAACCCUGAUGGACUUUAGUUCAUUACGAUAGAUGGUCCUGACCAAUUUGGCUAUAUUCACGCACCCUGUAU